UCUCUCUCUCACGGAGUCUCUCCUUCUGAAACUCUCUCAAACCCUUCGCCGCCUCUCACAUUCUCUCUCGACCCUCUCUCACAGAUUCCUCUCCCUCUCUCUCUCUCUCACGGAUUGUCUCUCCUUCUGAAACGCUCUCAAACCCUUCGCCGCCUCUCUCAUUCUCUCUCGACCCUCUCUCACAGAUUCCUCUCCCUCUCUCUCAACGAUGGCUCCUUCGACCGGAAUCCCAAACGAAUCCCGUCGUCGCCCGCGCUCUACCGGAUUACAGCUCCCAGAUAUGCGGCAAGGGAGACCUCAGUUGACAUUAUCGGAGCCUUCUGCCAUGGCCCCAUCUUUUUCUCCUCCCAUGUCUGUACCUCCUGGAGCUGUUCCUCACGCAUCUGCCGGCUCUUCAAGUGCAGCGCCUGCGGCUCCUGCCCCUUAUGUCAGGAGAAGAGAAGAUGCUCUGCUACGUGCGCCAUCUAGACGUAACCAGCCACACCUCCAUCCUGACAAGAUCAAUGGAGCAUUGUGGUUUGGUAUUGAUCCUGAAGUCCAUGCUUUUAUCCGAGCAACAUGGCAAGGAAACUAUUGGGGGUCGUGGGCAAGCUGGAACUUCGUUCCACCUGAGAAGAAGGAUCAGUGGUGGCAUGCGUUCAUUCAACACUACUACUGGGAGGACCAAUUCCAUGAUGAAAUCUACUUGAAAUGGAAGAAACAAACUCAGGUUACCGUCUGUGGCCGCAUCAGCCAGAAAAGGAGAGAUAACCGGCAACCUUCCUACAUGUCAGACGCUCACUGGGCAACAAUGGUUGAGAAGUACAACACUGAGCAAGCGAAAAAGAAGAGUGCAAAAGCUGCAAAAUCUCGUAAGUCUGCUCCAGUUGGGAAGAAGAUGCACAAGCACGGUGCAGGCCCACGCUGUUUCCUUAACAUUCAGUAUAAUAUGAUGGUUGAUGAAGGUUUGGAUGAACCACCUUCAUACACAGCCCUUGCGAGGAAGACUCACACGGGUAAAGACGGCUCCUUCUUAGACGAACGUACAGAGGAGCUGGUGCUGGAGGUUGAGGAAGCCGUUGAAGAGAUGUUACAAGAUGGAUCUCCACAUGGCGACAGUCAAACCGACUCCACUGCUGCUUCAAAUGCAAAGCGCUACCUUCUCAACCAAGAAUACAUCAAGAGAGGAAAGACAAAGAAGGGCACAAUCUAUGGCCUUGGCAGUGCUCAGUACAAGAACAGCAGUCCUUCUGUGCCAAUUCCUGUCUCACUCAAGCACAACCUUGACGUGGAUAUGCGCAUGUCUGGCUUCGAGACCACCAUUUCUGAAGUCAAGGAAGACAUUGCUGGAGUCAAGGAAGAUUUCACUGCUUUGAAGACAGAGAUCAAUGCUUUCAAGACUGAAGUCACAGGGGGGAUGUCUGCAAGCCAAGCAACUCUCAACAUUAUUCUGCAAACUCUCCAAUCUCAAGCUUCCACUCCUGCCUCAACUGCACAACCAUUUCAGCCUCAAGCUCAGCCCCAAGCUCCAGUUCAAUCUCAUCAUCAGCCACAACCUCAAGCUCAGUCUACGGCUCCACCACAACAUCUCUCGACCAAUACCCAUUCUGAUUUAGAUAGGUGGUGCCAAGAACUUGAUAUGUAAGGUUUGAUCAGUUCAUGUAUUAAGCUAUAAUAUUUUGUGUACUUUGGUUCAAAUUCAUGGAUCUUUUGAAUGUUUGAAUGUUUGAAACUUCAACUCUUAUGUAAUAUAUUUCGGUUUCAAUGAUAUUAUGACUUUCUAUUCGCA
Molecule: messenger RNA, 1768 nt
Organism: Brassica napus (rape)
Lineage: Eukaryota; Viridiplantae; Streptophyta; Magnoliopsida; Brassicales; Brassicaceae
Exons: 6
Coding region: 209-1624 (471 amino acids)
Source: RefSeq, a predicted model, not a curated record